UAUGCGCAGGUUUGCCAACCGCCAAAGGUCUACAAGAAGAAGAGAAAGAGCAGAAACAACAUUUCAAGAUGUCGUCGCUGAAUGACAGAUCAGUUUGGGAUGAGGUGGAGGAUGGCAUCGGCGAAGAAGUCCUUAAGAUGUCCACUGAAGAGAUUGUUCAGAGGACUCGUCUUUUGGACAGUGAGAUUAAGAUCAUGAAGAGUGAGGUUCUGCGUGUCACUCAUGAGCUGCAAGCCAUGAAAGACAAGAUCAAGGAAAACACAGAGAAAAUCAAAGUGAACAAGACUCUGCCCUACCUCGUCUCCAACGUCAUAGAGCUGCUAGAUGUAGAUCCUAAUGACCAAGAGGAGGAUGGAGCCAAUAUUGAUCUGGACUCGCAGAGGAAGGGCAAGUGUGCCGUCAUCAAAACCUCCACACGACAGACCUAUUUCCUGCCUGUGAUUGGUUUGGUGGAUGCUGAGAAACUGAAACCUGGUGAUCUUGUGGGUGUGAAUAAAGACUCUUACCUGAUUUUGGAGACUCUACCCACUGAGUAUGACUCCAGAGUUAAGGCCAUGGAAGUGGAUGAGAGACCUACAGAGCAGUACAGUGACAUUGGUGGCCUUGACAAACAGAUUCAAGAGCUGGUGGAGGCAAUUGUUCUGCCCAUGAACCACAAAGAGAAGUUUGAGAAUCUGGGGAUCCAACCACCAAAGGGAGUUCUGAUGUACGGACCACCAGGCACAGGAAAGACCCUGCUGGCCAGAGCCUGCGCAGCCCAAACCAAGGCAACAUUUUUGAAGUUGGCUGGCCCUCAGCUGGUGCAGAUGUUUAUUGGUGAUGGUGCCAAACUGGUACGUGAUGCAUUUGCUCUUGCCAAGGAGAAAGCUCCCUCCAUCAUCUUCAUUGAUGAGCUGGACGCUAUCGGCACCAAGCGCUUUGACAGUGAGAAGGCUGGAGACAGAGAGGUGCAGAGGACCAUGCUGGAGCUACUCAAUCAGUUAGACGGCUUCCAGCCCAACAUGCAAGUGAAGGUGAUUGCUGCCACUAACAGGGUGGACAUCCUUGACCCGGCUCUGCUGCGUUCAGGUCGUCUGGAUCGCAAGAUUGAGUUCCCAAUGCCCAACGAGGAAGCUCGUGCUCGCAUUAUGCAGAUCCAUUCACGCAAGAUGAAUGUCUGCCCUGAUGUGAACUAUGAAGAAUUGGCACGCUGUACUGAUGAUUUCAAUGGAGCUCAAUGUAAAGCUGUUUGUGUUGAAGCUGGCAUGAUUGCUCUGCGCCGUGGGGCCACUGAACUUAACCAUGAGGACUAUAUGGAGGGCAUUCUGGAGGUGCAAGCGAAGAAGAAAGCCAAUCUGCAGUACUAUGCUUAACCCAGUAGAGGACUGUGUGUGUGUGUGUGUGUGUGGGAGAGUGAAAGUGGUCCAACUGCAGGAUCAGGUACACCUGUAAACCAGUGCUACUGGGAUCCAUUACUGUUCUGAGUAAUUACCUGGUUCUGUUGGAGACGGAUCAACCGAAAUCAGGUUGGACUGCCUCACAGUGAUGACUUAUGGAAUAUUUUUCAGUUAACCUUUGUUUCUUUCAGUUCAUUAAAACACAAACCUUUUUUCCA
Onychostoma macrolepis is the source of this 1594-nucleotide messenger RNA. It is a transcript of the gene psmc3, whose product is annotated as proteasome 26S subunit, ATPase 3. Gene Ontology annotation, molecular function: ATP binding; proteasome-activating activity; ATP hydrolysis activity. The record is from RefSeq and is a predicted model, not a curated record. Bases 69 to 1352 code for a protein of 427 amino acids. The transcript is spliced from 11 exons. Gene Ontology annotation, biological process: proteasome-mediated ubiquitin-dependent protein catabolic process. Lineage: Eukaryota; Metazoa; Chordata; Actinopteri; Cypriniformes; Cyprinidae. Gene Ontology annotation, cellular component: proteasome regulatory particle, base subcomplex.